GCGGCCCUGACCACCGUCAGCUUAGGUCAGGUUUUUAAAAAUGCGUUCAUACUUAGUAUGUAUAUUGUAUACGUCUUACAAUUGUAUCAUAAAUGAUUUUACAAAAAAAAAUUGAGGGAGAUAAUAGGAGCUACUAAUAUGACUAUGACUAAUAUGACGUUCCAAUAGUAACAAAAUUAAACGUACGCAAUAUACCUAUGCAAGUUAACUUGUGUGUUAUACGUCAAAUGUCCAAAUGCGAUUGAUUGAGCCUCUUUUCCCUCAUCUGUAUUCCUCUCUUUACGAAUAAUCGAGCCUCUUGAUUUAUUACAAGCAUUUGCUAUCGAAUACUGAAUAAGCCAUUUGUCAUCUUUUUAAAAUCUCUCGGGGAUUGGGUAUUCUCGUCUUUUUCGUAGUAAGAAUGGAUCAAUGAAAGCUGAUUGCCCGUAUAAUUUCAAAUUUCAUAGUAUUUUGGCGGUUAAACGCAGAUUAAACAACGUAUAUUGCCCGUAUUUGGUGAUUUGUGCCCUUCCCAUUUCACAAUAAAUUUCUGGUCUAGGCAUUUGAAAUCGGGCCGCAAAAGCCUAGAAGACGAUCUUUGUAGUGGUCGACCAAUUUCUGCCAUCACUGAAGAAAAUGUGACCAAAGUGAAAAAUAUAAUUCUUGAAGACCCACGAGUGAAACAGUGGGAGAUAGCUAAAGAUGUGGGCACUAGUUAGGAAUGGGUAAAUGAAAUAUUUCAUGGCUAUUUAAACAUGUCUAAGGUUAGUGCCCGUUGGGUCCCCAAAAUGCUGACCGCGUUAGACAAGGACAGACGUGCCAAAUGGUUGUCAAGAGAUUUUAGACAAGAGUCGCGGCAAAGAGGAAGAAUUUAUUUCCAGGAUUGUGACAUGUGAUGAGACUUGGAUUAGACAAUGGGACCCAGAAAGUAAACAGGAAUCACUACAAUGGAAAUUCAAAGACCAAAUGCCUCCUUGAAAGUUCAAGGUUCGUCCAUCAGCUAGUAUACUUAUGGCGACAAUUUUUUGGGAUGCUGAAGGGAUUUUACUAAUAGAUUAUUUACCUAAUAAAACGACAAUGAAUGCUGAUUGUUACGCGAAUUUACUUUGCCAGCCUGAGAGCUGCCAUAAAAGAAAAAAGGAGGGCACGACAACGCACCUGUGCAUACGGCUCGCACUACACAGUUAGCCAUGGCUUCGACGCCAUCGACCACCCCCCUUACAGCCUAGAUUUAGCCCCCUGUGACUAUUUCCUGUUUAGACUUUUAAAGAAAGAUCUCAGAGGACGAAAAUUUUCCACUGAUAAUGAGAUGAUAGCCACGGUGAACGGAUAUUUUGAUGACAAACCGAAAGAAAGAUUUUUCUUUAAAGGUUUAAUGUCGUUAUUUGACAAAUGUAAUUUCGGUAGGAGGAGAUUAUAUAGAAAAAUAUAAAUAAACUACCCAGCUACGUCUUUUGUUUCAUAGUCAGGUAGAUUACUUUUCAGCCACCCCUCGUACAUUAUGCCAAGUUAGGUAAGGAGAGCAUAAUUAAAAUAUCAUUUAGAACUAGAGCAAACUACCCUGUAAUAUUUAAUACUGAUUCUUCUUAUAUUUACAAAUAAAAUUAUAGAGCGAUUGGUUCAUCAUUUGCCAAUUCAAAAUGACAGAUAGGUUGGGUCAUUUGUCACCUUCUCAGGCCUUGUAAAACAAUUCCUAUGCAUACGGAGUAUACAAGAUGGAGCCUGUAAUACCAGCAAAUACGAACAAUAACUUUUAAAUAAUUUGAAGUCUUUUGAUUUGGUAUUUUACACAUAAAUCAAAUAUUAUCUUUAUUGUACGCCAUCAUCGUUGUAAUUGUCGUUGCUUGUCACGGUUUAAACAUUAUAAAAAUUCGCAAAACAUUUAGACAAAACUUUAAAGUGCCCUAAAAAUCAAAACAAGUCACUGUAUGUUACAUAUGGUGUUCAGUUUGAGGAGCACAGCCAACAGUUUAAUUUUUUGCUCCUGUUUUAGGCCCCACCCGGUAUUUUGACUUUGUUCUGUUUUAGUUUUAAAUAAUCCUUUUGUGGUAAGUUUAGUCUGCCUAAAAUAAUGUAUGAUGAUUUUUUCUGUUAAUUAUAGUGUUUUUUAUUUUAUUUUUGUAUAUUUGACAAGGUUUUCAUGGUCAGCAGCUUGGAAUUGAUAGGUAUUUAUUAUAUAUAUAAAAAAAAAUCCAGCCGUACCUAUCUUAUUUGAUGCAAACUUAUAGUAUAUAUAGCUUUUAUUGGAAUAUAACGCUUUCCGCAACUCACAAAAUACUGUAUAUUUUACAUUUGUAUACAAAAUUGUAUAUAAAUGUAAAAAGACUUUUGGUCCACCCUGUAUGUCAUCUAUCAAUUUCAUACUUUUUAAUAUGUUUAUUUUAUCGUCGUGAGGUAUAAGAAUGAACUCGAAUCGUAUUUGUCGCAGAAAAAAGUUAAUCACAAACGUACUUCUACACGCAUUUUUAAAUGUAAUAAAUAAUUUGAGUUUCUUUUGUUACAGGUUAUAAACGAUGGCUGUGCCUAGUCAAAAUAUUGUGCCAACAUUUUUAAAAGCAGUUUAUUUAUCUAAGGAUAUUUGUUUAAAUAUCUUAAUGCACCGCAAUUGUAUUACUAUUGACAAAAUUGAAUAAAUGAUGGGACCCCAUAGCUGAUAUUAUCUCAAAAUGGCUAAUAUAAGACUGCCGCUACAUAUAUGUAAUUCAAUCAAACAGUAUACCCUUAACGUCAACACGAAGUUAAUAAAUGAGCAAAACUUAGAUAUCAAAGCUGGAAAGCGUUCCAAAUAUUUAAAAGCAAAUAUUAAUUUGAAAUCAAAGCUAACAGAUAAAGCAAAGUUGGUCAUAUUCCUUAUUUUACUCCUCCCGAGAAGUUCGUGUGGCAAUAGUUACAGCGGUGGAAGAAGUUCUAUGCUUAGGACAAGAGUAAUUGGAACGAGAUACGGUAAAAUGCAAGGUGUUAUACUGCCAAUGGAUCAACAUAAAUUCUUGAAACCGGUGGAAGCGUAUUUAGGAGUGCCAUAUGCGACUCCACCUACCGGGUCUAACAGGUUCGCACCCACGCGCGCUCCUGCGCCCUGGGAUGACGUGAAACAAGUCGACCAAAUGGGCCCAGUGUGCCCCCAACGCUUGCCUGACAUUUCAAACGAGACUCUUGCUUUGGAGAGAAUGCCCAAAGGUAGACUGGAGUACUUAAGGAGACUGCUACCAAGACUGAAGAAUCAAAGCGAGGAUUGCCUCUACAUGAACAUUUACACCCCCGUACAAGUGGGCCCGACAUUGCAGGCCAAAUAUCCAGUUGUUAUUUUUAUCCACGGAGAAUCUUUUGAAUGGAAUUCUGGAAACGUUUACGACGGGGCCGUGCUAGCUAGCUAUGCGGGGCUUGUUGUUAUCACUAUCAACUACAGACUAGGUAUUCUAGGAUUCUUGAAUGCCAACCCCAUACCCCAUCUUAAGGCUAGGGUUGCCAACUACGGACUGAUGGACCAAAUUGCGGCGUUACAUUGGGUUCAGCAAAACAUAGCUUUGUUCGGUGGAGACUCUGGUAAUGUGACCAUGCUGGGGCACGGUUCUGGUGCUGCGUGUAUUAACUUUCUGAUGAUAUCACCGACUGUAAUGCCGGGACUUUUUCAUCGAGCUAUACUUUUAUCUGGUUCCGCGUUAAGUUCAUGGGCUCUCGUAGAAGAUCCUGUUAGUUUUUCCGUCCAACUGGCCAAGCAAUCAAAUUGCACCUUACCGGAAGACAUUGUUAAGGAUCACGAAUUAAUUGUUGAUUGUCUACGUGAAGUCCCACUGGAGGAACUCAUGUUGGCGGAAAUUAAUACACCGAGCUAUUUAACAGCGUUUGGACCAUCCGUUGACGGAGUUGUAGUCAAAACAGACUACGCUAAAGAAUUACUAACCUAUUUCAUUCCAAAUGAUCUGCAAGGUUUCACAAGUGUUUCCGGAGUUAAUAACAUUAAAGCUGAUAAAAGAGGUAGCGAUAGAAUAUUCGGGAUAAGGGGUGGGCAGAACAAAUAUGAUCUGCUUUUUGGAGUGGUUACGAGUGAAGCGCUGUGGAAGUUCUCAGCUCAAGAUAUACAAAAUGGAUUUGAGGGUGAACGGAGGGACAGGAUAAUAAGGACUUACGUAAGGAACGCGUACACAUAUCAUUUGAGUGAAAUAUUUUUUACGAUAGUCAAUGAAUACACUGAUUGGGAACGAACAGUUCAGCAUCCAAUCAACACUCGAGAUGCAGCCGUAUUAGCACUCUCGGAUGCGCAAUAUGUAGCACCAUUGGUUCAAACUGGAGACUUCUUAAGCGUUGCUAAGAGCUCGCCCGAUUCUGGGCCAAAUGCCUUCUUCUAUGUUUUUGACUAUCAAACGAAGGAUGGAGAUUAUCCACAGAGAAUGGGAUCUGUCCAUGGAGAAGAGUUGCCGUAUUUGUUCGGAGCGCCGCUGGUCGACGGGUUAGGUCAUUUUCCAAAGAAUUAUACCAAAUCAGAGGUUGCGUUAUCCGAAGCUUUCAUAUUUUACAUUGCAAACUUUGCGAGAACAGGGAAUCCUAAUGAGGCACUACGACAAGAAUCCUUAUUACCAAUAUCAAGAGAACGCAACAGAUACAAGAGCAUUGUUUGGGAUGAAUAUGACACUUUGCAUCAGAAAUAUCUAGAAAUCGGCAUGAAGCCGCGCAUGAAAAACCAUUACCGGGCCCAUCAGCUGUCCGUGUGGCUGCGGUUGAUCCCGGAGAUACACAGGGCCGGCAUGAAGGACGUGGUUGCAAAACACAACCUUUUCCGAAACCACAACGACCCAGAACUAUACGACGGACUAGUCCGGCCUGAUCCGCUCACCCGAGCUAACUACUUUGACCCCACACUUGAGCUUUACCGCAGGCCUAUUUAUAAUGUUACCUUAGAUGUACCGUCCACUACAAUGGAUACGUUCGUGACUACUUGUGUGAGCGUUAUGUCAGCGCGGCCAAGCUCCGCUGUUACGCAGAGUCAGACACCGAACAACACACAUACACAAGACAUUUCAAACUUGGAAGUGGCUGGUUACACAGCUUACUCCACGGCUUUAAGUGUUACUAUUGCUAUUGGGUGUUCGUUACUCAUCCUAAAUGUUCUCAUUUUUGCUGGCGUAUAUUACCAGAGAGAUAAAACUCGCCUCCAAGUAAAAGCUUUGCAACAACAACAAAAACGUUCACACAACUCUACUUUUGAUAGCGUCUCGUCAAAACACCCUCACUAUUUUAUCGGCCAUUCUCAAAGCUCAAGUACAAUCGUUGACAUCGAUCAUCAAGACAAGAAUGCUAUUAUCGCAAUGACAAAUCGUGUACCGCAUUUUUCAAAUGCAAACUGUCCCAAUGUUUGUCACACGGGCAUACAAUUGUCAAAUCUAUCUCAAAAAGCUAGCCCACCAACUAAUCGAGGCCAAUGUACUACUCUGCCAAGAAAAGUAGGAUUUAGCUAUCAACAACAAAAUCAAAUUUGUAACGCGUCAAAUUGCAUGACAUUACCGAAAAAUGCAACAUUUAUGAGCAGCUCGAGCAACCUGCCGGACGUACAGGCGCAGACAGGCCAAGCGGUGGCAGCCGGCAACGGCGCGGCCCUGCCUGCGCCGCCCUCGCCCUCCACACAACACUUUCAGAAAUCGCGGGUUCCUCAAGCGGCCAUGUCCGAAAUGAAUGUAUGAGAAAUGGAAGAUAUUUACAAUUAUGUGUAAAGUGAUGACAUUUUGUAGAAUGGGAGAUGCACUGUAGGAAGAAAGUGUAAAUCACUUGACAAUGCAUGGUUGUAAAUAUCUUAACAGAAAAGAAAUAUGUACAUAGAAUCGAUGUAAGUUCACUUAACUACUAAAAAACCAGGAACUUUUUACGUUAAUUUUAGUAAUAUAUCCGAAAAAACCUUAUGUCUAAGUGAUAUGUCUGUAUAAAAUCUAACUUUUAUUUUAUUCUUGUAAAUAAUUAUAAAAUAUUAAAUCACUAUAAAUAUCUUUCCAUUUUAAAUGGAUUUAACCACUACGAAAAAAAUGGGCGAAUUGCAAAAAAAAAUACAAACAUCUAUUAAUAAUUAAAUAAAGUACUGUAAUUAGUCUUAAGUUAACUUAUUCCAUUGUUUUCCAAAAAUUCGCCAUGUAAAUUGUAUUGUAAUCAUUGUACUUCAUUCAUACACAUACUUACAGUUUAUAGCAUACACCAACAUACUUUCAUGCAUGUAACUCAAAUAGAAACUGCUUAAACUUAAUGGAGGCAAUUAAUUUAACCCUUAAGCAGGCCUGACACUUUUAAUUUUUGAUUAUUGAUAACGGGUAGAUAACAGAGUUAAUAGAAAACUAAUUUCAAGAAUUAUAUUCAUUAUUCAUAUUUCUUUAACACAAAACUAAUAUGUGGCCAAUUAGCCACUGCACGUUACCAGCGGCACUAAGUAUGUAAUAUGUACGAGUAUGUGGCCACUACCCUGCUAGCCAUACAUUGAAGUUGUAUAAGGUUUAGUCAGGUCUUCACUACACGUAAUCGUUGACGUAUUUUUUUUAAUACUACGUCGGUGGCAAUCAUUCAUACGGUCCGCCUGAUGGUAAGCAGUCUCCAUAGCCUAUGUACGCCUGCAACUCCAGAGGAGUUACAUGCGCGUUGCCGACCCUAACACUCCGCACCCUCAUGGAGCACUGGCCACCUUACUCACCGGCAGGAACACAACACUAUGAGUAGGGUCUAGUGUUAUUUGGCUGCGGUUUUCUGUAAGGUGGAGGUACUUCCCCAGUUGGGCUCUGCUCUAGAUCUGGAAUGACAUCCGCUGUGCUGUGCCCUACCACACAAAGCGAGAUGACAUUCACAAUGCCCAUACCUCACUUUUGGACGUAGUUUAAGUACCCGGGUCCAAUUAAUAAAACCACAGUCAUAUUUAGUUAUAAAACAGAGCCGUUUAUUCAUUUUUAUACUGGAAUACAGGGAAAUGAGGUUCGAAAAUAAAAGUUACUUACAUUAUUUAUGCUAUUUUUGUCAAUGACAACACGGUCCAUUAAUAAUAAUAGUCU
Messenger RNA from Cydia pomonella (codling moth), 6995 nucleotides. RefSeq names its product neuroligin-4, Y-linked-like. Lineage: Eukaryota; Metazoa; Arthropoda; Insecta; Lepidoptera; Tortricidae. The record is from RefSeq and is a predicted model, not a curated record. The coding region runs from base 2646 to 5654 and encodes 1002 amino acids. Gene Ontology annotation, cellular component: cell surface; postsynaptic membrane; synapse. Gene Ontology annotation, biological process: neuron cell-cell adhesion; synaptic vesicle endocytosis; chemical synaptic transmission. The transcript has 10 exons. Gene Ontology annotation, molecular function: neurexin family protein binding; signaling receptor activity.